GCUCCCAGCAUAUACUACUGAGUUUCAAGCUAUAUGAAAUAUGUGAUGUGACCGUCAUGACUACGGCGAUGAAACCACCUUACGAUUCCGAGCUAGGCGUGAUGCUCGAAAAAAUAUCCAUCCCGCCGAUACUCACACUCGACAUCCUGCCUGCGGUCCGGGCCGAGCAGGAUGCGAUGUGGACAGCUGAUGCUGCGCUUGCCGACGAGCCGUUCACCCACGAAGAGCAUGGUAUUCCCGGACGGCUUGUCCUCUCCGUAUUCCAACCACAGCGGCGUAACGUCCCUUGGGAGAGGCCCGUGCACGGCCGGCCAUGCAUUCUCUGGAUACACGGGGGAGGCAUGCUACUGCGGAAUCGGUUCAUGAGCGUCAAGGUUCCUUUAGCAUGGGCGAAGACGUGCGGGGCGACUGUCGUCAGUGUGGAGUAUCGCGUCGCACCUGAACACCCGGCACCCGCGGCCGUUGAGGAUUGUUAUGCUGCACUGUGCUGGCUGCGGGAUGCGGGCGACGCGCGCAAGCUCGGCAUCGAUCAAGAAAGGGUCCUCGUGGCCGGCAUAAGUGCGGGUGGUGGGCUGGCGGCCGGUGUGGCGCUAAUGGCGAGAGACCGUGCGCUUGCAGGCGGCCCCAAGAUAUGCGGGCUGGUGCUGAUGUGUCCUAUGCUCGACGACCGAGUCGACGCGGCCGUGGCCAAACUGUUCGGCGGUCCGGAAUCCCCCAUCUGGAGCACCGAAAGCAACGAAGUAGCGUGGAAGGCGGUCCUCGGCGAAGCGUACGGCAGCGACGCGGUGAGCCCAUACGUGGCUCCCGCGAGAGCGGAUGACCUCUCUGGGUUGCCUCCAACCUAUAUAGAUGUAGCAUCGGUAGAGCUCUUCCGAGAGGAUUGUGUGCGGUAUGCGAACCGAUUGUGGCGAGCCGGUAACCGCGCCACGCUGCAUGUAUGGGAGGGUGGCUUUCACGGGUUCGACGUGUUGGCACCAACUGCAGCCCUGUCAAAACUGUCUAGUUCGACAAGGGCUGCGUGGGUGCGGCGAGUUUUAGGUGAAGGGAUUGAUAUUGGGGUGUGA
Hypoxylon trugodes is the source of this 1064-nucleotide messenger RNA. Its product is annotated as alpha/beta hydrolase domain protein. The coding region runs from base 57 to 1064 and encodes 335 amino acids. NCBI's taxonomy places the organism in Eukaryota, Fungi, Ascomycota, Sordariomycetes, Xylariales, Hypoxylaceae. The transcript has a single exon. Gene Ontology annotation, molecular function: hydrolase activity. The record is from RefSeq and is a predicted model, not a curated record.